Molecule: messenger RNA, 2396 nt
Organism: Pogona vitticeps (central bearded dragon)
Lineage: Eukaryota; Metazoa; Chordata; Lepidosauria; Squamata; Agamidae
Gene: DNAJC18
Product: DnaJ heat shock protein family (Hsp40) member C18
Biological process (GO): cellular response to misfolded protein
Cellular component (GO): endoplasmic reticulum membrane
Molecular function (GO): Hsp70 protein binding
Source: RefSeq, a predicted model, not a curated record
UUCCCCUAACGCCGCUCGAGACCACCGAAGGGAGGGGAGGGGGGAGGGGAGAGAAAGGAGCGCGAGCCGCCUUCACGAACUCCCUCCCCACCGCCGGUAUCCCUUCCAACUGCGCCUGCGCGACCAGUCGCCUCGUCUCUUUCCCUCGCCUCGAGUGUCGUUGCAAGCUGCGUCACUUCCGGCACAGUGCUAGAAACGGAAGCCCCGAGAGAGGGGGGGUCCACAAAUGAUAGUAAUGGAAACGAAAGUCUGCAAUUCGUACCCAAGCCUUUUCACAAAAGAUGGGCAGAGUAAAAAAGGACACACACAUAAUGUUCAGACUCAUGUCUUCCUCUCUAACAGCCACGAUUCCGGAAGUUCCGCUAUUUCGUUGAAAAGCGCUCUUGCCUAUAACUCUCUAUGUACUAAGAAAAAGGCCACUCUAGCACUUGGCACCUCUAUGGCUAAAGCUGUGGGCUUUGCUUUGGAAAUAAAAAAGGCGGCGCGGGGCUCAGAGCAGAAACGCGGGCAAGGGGACACGUGUUGCCGUGGAUGCUGCUCAAGCAUUAAUUGAUGAGCUCAGAAGAAAUCCAUGUCCAUCGGAGGAAAUGCGAGACAGAUUUGAUUACUGUGGCUGUACUGACUGUCUGAGAAUGAAGGAGCAUGCAUCUGACAAUGGAAGGAACCGGUCUGUGCCUGGGGAGGGAAGCAGAACUUACACAAAGGACCAGUUAUUGGGGGUGCAAAGAAUAAAGAACAGUAAGAACUACUAUGAGAUUUUAGGCGUGGGGAGAGAUGCAAAAGAUGAAGACCUGAAGAAAGCUUACAGAAAACUUGCUCUGAAAUUUCACCCUGAUAAGAACUGUGCUCCGGGGGCAACAGAUGCAUUCAAAGCAAUAGGCACAGCAUUUGCAGUUUUGAGUAACCCUGAAAAGAGAUUACAGUAUGAUCAAUUUGGAGAGGAAGAGGAGAUUUGCUACACCAAUGUACCCAAGCACUAUCGCUAUUAUAGAGAGUUUGAAACUGAUAUCACGCCAGAAGAAAUAUUUAAUAUGUUUUUUGGAGGGAACUUCCCAACAGGAAACAUACACAUGUUUUCACAUUCAUCCAUGGAUCCCCCAUGUUAUCCACAGCGGAACAGACACGAGAGAACCUGGACACAGGAAGAAGAGGAGGAGGAAACAAGACCUCAGAAUUCCUAUUCAGCAUUUAUCCAGUUACUUCCUGUUUUUAUUAUAAUAGUUGUGUCAAUAGUAACUCAGCUGAUGGCUACAAAUCCACCCUACAGCCUCUUCUUCAAAUCGAAUAUAGGUCACACAGUUGUUAGAGAAACACAGAACCUGCAGGUCCCUUACUAUGUUGAUAAGAACUUUGAAAAUAACUAUAAGGGAGAAGACCUUGAAGAGCUUGAAAAACAAAUUGAAAAAGAUUAUAUUGACCAUAUCCAGACUACCUGCAGGAAAGAAAAGCAACAAAAAUCAGAGUUAUCUAAUUUGGCAAAGCUAUACAGAGAUGAGCGGCUGAAACAGAAAGCGGAAUCCUUAAAACUUGAGAACUGUGAAAAGCUCUCCAAUCUCAUAGGAAUACAAAGGAGCCCCUAAUUCAUAUGAGACACAAGAGGAGAAACAAGCGGUAUUGUCAAGUCCGGUAUGCUAUUGGUAGGAAUUUCAGCUUGGCUCUGUGUUCCUUGUAUAAUUGAGAGGAAAACUGUACUAUAGAGACAUAUAGAGACUUAGUACUGUUUUUAUUAUGUAGUCAGAGCUGUCUGAACUGAGCCAGCAAGGCAGCACCUGCUGCAUUACAUACGGUAUAUUUGGUUCCAAGGCCCAGUAGUAUUCAAACAUUUAGUGAUUCUUUGGAGGUUUAACUAUGUUUGGCAACAGCUUUCGUGUGAUACUGUCCUGCCAUUCAAGUGCCAAACAAAUGCUUCCUAGGAACACAGCCAUCGUGCUCACUGUUCUUGCCAUGAGCACAGAGCCUGCUCAAUUUAGCAUCCAUAAUCAUGAUCUUACACUGUCGUUCCCAUAGUCAUCCAAAGCCACUGUUCAACCUGACUUGCGAUGGAUGUUUGACAGAAGGGGCAUGACUGGCUUUGCUCUUCACUCGUACGUCUAUCAGUGCUUUAAGCGCUAUGGGAUGUAUAUACGCAGCACACUUUGCUAUCACUAUUCUGUUUUAACAGAAUUUGCAAAGAAAGGGCAUUGAAGGUAUGUUGUCUUUGUUAACUUAUUACUAUUUAUUUAUUAUUUAUUUAUCACUUAUGAAGUAUAUACAAUUCCUUUUCAUGGUCUAUGUGACUUAUACUAGUGUGUUUCCCUGUGCUUGAGGAGAAUGAUCUGGAAUAUUCUAAAGCUGAGCUGAUACAUCUUGGUGGGAACCUCACACCUGCAUGUCGAUGCCUAUUCCCUCCAAUUUCC